This is a messenger RNA of Rotaria sp. Silwood1, 1320 nucleotides long. The record is from the annotation of a GenBank genome assembly. Lineage: Eukaryota; Metazoa; Rotifera; Eurotatoria; Philodinida; Philodinidae.
AUGUCUCUCGAAAGUAAUGUUACGAAUUUAAAAUGCGUCAUAACUGCAUGUAGACGUCCAGCAAAUGUAUUAUGUUAUUGUUGUAAAGAAAAUCUUUGUCGAAAUCAUUAUAAUGAACAUGAUUAUCUUAAUUCAAAAUUAAAUCUCUUAGUUGAUGAAAUUGAUACAUUUGAUAAACAAUUAUUAGCAAUUGAUUUAAAAAAAUAUAUUCAAACUUCUACUGACAAACUUCAACAAUGGCGUUUUGAUAGUUAUAAAACAAUUGAUCAAUAUUGUGAUCAAAAAUAUCGUGAAAUUGAACAAUAUAUUAUGAAAAUAAUCAAUCAAAAACGUGAAAAUGUUGAACAACUUCGUACAAAUAUAGUUGAACUUAUGCAAAAACAUCGAAUGACACUUGAAUUAAUUGAAUCAUUAACAUUAAAUCUUCGUACAAUUGAAAAUGAAAUGAAUGAUAUUGAUCAAAAACAUCUUUCACUUCGUACAUCACCAUUAAUAUUAGAUAGAGAUUUAAUUCAUAUUGAUGAAUUAUCAAUAGAAGAAUUUGAUCUUAGUUCAUUAUCAGCAGCAUAUAAAACUAUUGAUUAUACACGACAAGGUUUAUAUCCAAUAGCAAGUAAUAAUCAAUAUUUAUUAAUACAUCGAGAACCAAAUUUAUGUUUAAUUGAUCGAAAUUUUAAAAUAAUAAAACAAACAAUAUGGGGUCAUGGACAAAUAUUUGAUAUGUGUUGGUCAUCAGCAUUAGAGAAAUUUUUUCUUAUUACACUUAAUCAAAUUUAUAUAUUUGAUAUUAAUACAAUAUCUAUUGAUCGUGUAGAAGCAACACAAAAAUUACGUUGGCUUUCUUGUACAUGUUCAGAUGCAUCAUUAUUUUUAUCAACAAAUGAAAAUGGUUCAUCAAUAUGUGAAUUUAAUUUAUUAAAUUCAUUACAAGCAGCUAAAAGAUGGGAAACACCAGAUACAUGUUCUAGAGAUGAACGUAUUCAUGAUAUGGUUUUUAAUAAAGGAACACUUUUUUUAGUUAUUGAAAAUUCAUUAACAGAUAAAAUUCGUGUAGAAUUAAGAUCAUCAGCAAGACUUGAUCGUUUAUGGUCACUUCAAUUAGAUAUUGGUUAUCAAACUAAAAAAAUAAGUUGUUGUUUACUUAAUUAUGAUCAAUGGUUAAUUACUGAUAGUAAUACAUCACGUCUUUUUCAAAUAACAAUGGAUGGUAAACUCAAAUCUACAUGUUAUUAUAAUCCAACACCUUGUUCUGCUUGUCGUUUUGGUUUCGAUUUAUUAGCUAUAUCAACACUUCAUGGUGUUGAUAUACAUAAAAUUUAA